CGAUCAAACCCUGUUGGGGAGGCACCAUGUGUUUUCCUUCACAUUGGAUCAGUUUCUUUCUCUGGAUGAGGACUAUUUUCUCUUGCAGGUGACCUUUGAGGAUGUGGCUGUGUAUUUCACAAAGACGGAAUGGAACCUGCUGGAUGAGAACCAAAGAUCUUUGUACUGGGAUGUCAUGAUAGAAAACUACGAGAAUGUGUCCUCCCUUGGAGAGCUUGUGAAUCAUACAGGAGAGAAACCACACAAAUGCCAGCAGUGUGGAAAGUGUUUUGCUCAAAGGUCAUACCUGAGGAAGCACUUGAGAGUCCACACAGGAGAGAAACCAUACAAAUGCCAGAAGUGUGGAAAAUGUUUUGCUCAGAGGCCACACCUUGUGUCUCAUAAGAGAGUCCACACAGGAGAAAAACCAUACAUAUGCCAGCAGUGUGGGAAAUGUUUUGCUCACAGGUCAACCUUUGUGAUUCAUGAGAAAAGCCAUACAGACAAUAAAUCAUACAAAUGCGAACAGUGUGGAAAAUGUUUUGCUCAGACAUCAAGCCUUAGGAGACACUUGAGGGUCCACACCGGAGAGAAACCUCAUGAAUGCCAGCAAUGUGGAAAGUCUUUUCUUCACAAGUCACAGCUUGAGAAACACCAGAGAGUCCACACAGGAGAGAAACCUUAUGAAUGCCAGCAGUGUGGAAAGUGUUUUGCUCAAAGACCUCACCUGGGGCAGCACUUGAGAGUCCAUACAGGAGAGAAACCACACAAAUGCCAGCAGUGUGGGAAAUGUUUUGCUGACAAGUCACACCUUGUCAAGCAUCAGAGAGUCCAUACAGGAGAGAAACCAUACAAAUGCCAGCAGUGUGGGAAAUGUUUUACUCAGAAGUCACAGGUUAAGAUACACCAGAGAGUCCACACAGGAGAGAAACCUUAUGAAUGCCAGCAGUGUGGAAAGUGGUUUACUCGCAAGUCAGUGAUUGUGACUCAUCAGAGAGUCCACACUGGAGAGAGACCAUACAAAUGCCAGGAGUGUGGGAAAUGUUUUGUUCGCAAGUCAGUCCUUGUGAAUCAUCAAAGAGUCCACACAGGCGACGUACCAUACACAUGCCAGAAGUGAGAAAAAUGUUUUGCUUGGAGCCCCUCAUCCAGAGAGUACACACAGGAGAGAAACUCCAUUGAUCAGAAUGGAGACUGCAGUUACGAAAUCAGAAGAAUAAGAAUAGGAAGGGCAGCUAGAACUAGACAACAUCCUAAAGGUACAACUGAAUAUUAAAGUUAGAAUUUUCCAGUCCAUUGUAUUUCCCAUCACCAUGUAUGGACUGCAAGAGCUGGACAGUGAAGAAAGCAGACAGAAAAUUAAUUUAUUUGAGAUGUGAUGCUUGAGAA
Molecule: messenger RNA, 1368 nt
Organism: Sceloporus undulatus (fence lizard)
Lineage: Eukaryota; Metazoa; Chordata; Lepidosauria; Squamata; Phrynosomatidae
Product: zinc finger protein 239-like
Exons: 2
Biological process (GO): regulation of transcription by RNA polymerase II
Cellular component (GO): nucleus
Molecular function (GO): RNA polymerase II cis-regulatory region sequence-specific DNA binding; DNA-binding transcription activator activity, RNA polymerase II-specific
Source: RefSeq, a predicted model, not a curated record